Scleropages formosus (Asian bonytongue) is the source of this 2316-nucleotide messenger RNA. RefSeq names its product upstream stimulatory factor 1. The record is from RefSeq and is a predicted model, not a curated record. Bases 113 to 1012 code for a protein of 299 amino acids. NCBI's taxonomy places the organism in Eukaryota, Metazoa, Chordata, Actinopteri, Osteoglossiformes, Osteoglossidae. The transcript has 11 exons. Gene Ontology annotation, molecular function: RNA polymerase II cis-regulatory region sequence-specific DNA binding; protein dimerization activity; DNA-binding transcription factor activity, RNA polymerase II-specific. Gene Ontology annotation, biological process: regulation of transcription by RNA polymerase II.
AAGCCAUCGUUUAAUAAACAAGGGGGAGGAAUUCGGAACGAUCUGCUCUGUUCCACACUUCUAAACCGUGUGAAGGAGAGACCACCUUGCUCCAGCCACACCUUCUCUGGAAAUGAAGGGGCAACAGAAGAGUCCAGAUCCAGAUGGCAAUGUUCCUGUUAUUGAAGAAGGUGCUGUAGCUACUGCAGAGGACUCUUCAGCUAUUGCUACUAUUCAAUCAGCAGCCACUUUCUCAUCAGACCAGCCAAUUAAAUACCUGUUCAAGACAGAGGGAGCUGGGGGUCAGGUGACAUACCGGGUGAUCCAAGUGUCUGAUGGACAAUUGGAAGGACAGGCUGAUGGAACAGCAGCUGUCAGUGUGGUGACUGGAUUUCCUGCAGCGACACAGCCAGUGACACAGGCUGUAUUCUCACAGUCUGAAACACUGGAGGGAGAUGGCACUGAGACCCAUUAUACCUAUUACCCAGCUACCAUCUCUGAUGCCACACCAGGUACCAUGGUGACAAGUGUGCAGGCCCCAGAUACAUUGCUGAGUCAGAACACACCAGCAGGGCAGCUCUAUGUGAUGAUGUCACCCCAGGAAGUGCUCACUGGAACCAACCAGAGGUCCAUUGCGCCUCGCACACAGCCAUAUAACACCAAAUCUGAAGCACCACGAACCUCUCGAGAUGAAAAGAGGAGAGCCCAGCACAAUGAGGUUGAACGUAGGCGGAGAGACAAGAUCAAUAACUGGAUUGUUCAGCUAUCCAAGACCAUCCCAGACUGCACCAUGGACUCCACCAAGACAGGCCAGAGUAAAGGAGGCAUCCUGUCCAAGGCUUGUGACUACAUUCAGGAGCUGCGACAGAGCAAUAUGCGAUUGGGGGAGGAGCUGAACACCCUGGAGAGGCUCAGGAUGGACAACCAGCUGCUACGCCAAGAGGUAGAUGACUGGAAAUCAAAGAAUCAAAUUCUCAGGAAUCAGUUGCGACAGCAUGGUCUUGUGGGAGCAACGAGUGUAGACCCCCAGUGAGAAGGAGAAGGAGUGAAGACAGGGCAUUUAUUCUUCAGUGGACACUGAAAGAUGCAACAAGACAGCAACUAAGAACUUAACGGUUUCCUCAUCGUUCCACCUUUUUGGCCAAAGCAGAAGAAAAGCUUCAUUCUACUAGUUGAUGAAGAUGUUGAGAAGGGCUGUCUGAAAGAAAUAUUCUUCCAGUUGGUCCCAAAGACUUCAGUUUAAUGGCCAGCAGUGCUCUGCAUAUGUUCCUUCGUCAUUUCAGGUCUGGCCAGAAGGAACUGUUCAUUCAUGUACAUAAUCUUUUUCCAUUUUAGCUGUUACAUUUCACACCAUUUGACUGUUAUACAUAAAUUACAUUUGGUUUUUUUAAUAUUUUAGGGAAGACAUACAGUUCAAAAGCUGGCAUCUGAGAAGUUGUAAAUAUAUAACCUAUUACGUUUUUUGUUACGAUAAAUAAUGUGUCCUUAACCUUGAUUAUCAGCAGGUCUAAACUGUUUAUGUGGGUACAUGUAUGGGUACCUUAUUUGUAUAAAACCCCUUUAAGUGCACAUUAAUUCAGACACGGCAUUAGAAUGAACAAGUGCUUUUAAGAUUACUGCUGUUAGUCUGUUGUCAAUAUAACUAUAGUGACUGCCGCGAGAAAUAAAUGUUAGAUACUGUAUGUGCUGUGCAUAUGGAGAUUGCACCAAUGUCUUUCGGCAUUUCUCAAGUACAUCAGUAUCUUGUGCAAUUUUACGGUUAGGUUCUGUGUGCUACUUGUUUGCUGUGACCUCUGAGAUGGUUUGCCUCCCACAGUGUUGACUAAGAAGUCAAGAAAGAUUGGCUGUCAAUGGACGUGAACGUCAGACAGCAAAGGCACUUGUUAAGGUCAGUUUCUGGGACGGUCUGUGCUAAAAUACAGAUCACCACUCUACUACUGGACAUAGUGAGGCAUAAAUAUUUUAACGGCUUGCACGUUGCUGACAGGUUAUGUUCCAACCAUUAUUAUUUUCAUGUUGGGUGUUCAAGAAAGGCAAUUUAAUGAGUGAUUUGUUGCAAGCAAAGGUAAUGCACAAUUUCAGUCUAAUUUUAGAUCUGCAUUUGUUUGGAUUUUACUGUAGUAAUAUUUUCAGUAUGUGCUACAAAUUCCAAUAUGAUUUCUUUAAUUUUAUAACUGCCAGGUUAAGGCAAAAAAAAAAAAAUUAUAUUGCUUUUAUACUCUUGUUUCAGUGUCUUGCUAUCUUUUUUACAGAGAUGAGACACAGCAGCUUGAGUCCGAACCCUGACAGGGAUUUCAUAAGCAUGACCCUGCUUCAGCAUAAAAGUACUGUUUUAUC